AUGGAGUUAACUGUUGAUAACACCAAUACUACUUCCAAUAUAGAUGAUUUAUCUGUUGCUACACCAACUUCUUUAAUGACAAGUACUACUACAUCACCAUCAAUGUCAACAUCAACAAGUAGUCAUAGCAACACUUUAGAUAUAGAUCCAGCUACUUUUAAAUCAACUUUGCCACCUAGGAAAAGAGCCAAGACUCAAGAAGAAAAGGAACAAAGAAAGAUUGAAAGAAUAUUAAGAAAUAGAAGAGCAGCUCAUGCAUCUAGAGAAAAGAAAAGAAAACAUGUUGAAUAUUUAGAAAACUAUGUUUUAAAAUUGGAAACAAAUUUAAUGAAAUUGAAUAAUAAUUAUAAUCAAGCAUUUGAAUUAUUAACUAAAGAUAAUCAGGAGUUACUAUUGUCUAAACUUGAAGUUUUAGAUGAUGUUUCUGAUUUAAAAGAACAAAUUCAUUCUAAUAUGAGUGGUACAAGAAGGUCUCAUAAUAAGAAGUCAAAUGAUGAAGACAUAGAAGAAGAAGAUGAGGAUGAACACCAAGAAGAAGGUCAUGUUGAAAAACAAGAAAUUAAAAAGGAAGAACCAGUUUCUAAAAAAAGGAAACUUAAUACCAAAACUAAAUCUAAAACAAAAACAAAAAGUUCCAACAAAACUAUGACGUCUACACCACCAUCUUCAGUAUCUUCAUUAUCACCAGAUGUUACUAACUUUAGUGGAACUAAUACCACCAUGUCAUCACCAAUUCAAAUAAAAAAGGAGUUUAAUAUUGAUAAUAUUUUUAUUAAAAAAGAGUUUUCACAAUCACCACUACAACCAACACAUCAACCAGAACAACAAGAACAACAACAUGAAAUAUAUUUAAAAAGUGAAUCAAAAGACGCUUUUUGGAAUUACCCAUCACCACUUUCAUUCCAUGAUUCCCCAUUACAAAUUGAUAUAGAUACUUCAUCAUCAUCAUCAACCUCCCCUUCCUCCUCAUCAUCGUUAAUUUCAUCUUCCGGUCCAACUAAUCAUUCUAUAGCUGAUUUAGCAGAGCCAAUAGAAUCAUUUCAGUUGGACUUUGAUGAUUUUUUUUCGAUUUUAGGAGAUGAUGUUGAAGUUCAUAAAGUCUAA
Messenger RNA from Candida albicans SC5314, 1104 nucleotides. RefSeq names its product transcription factor (gene HAC1). Bases 1 to 1104 code for a protein of 367 amino acids. Gene Ontology annotation, biological process: positive regulation of transcription by RNA polymerase II. Gene Ontology annotation, molecular function: DNA-binding transcription factor activity, RNA polymerase II-specific. The transcript is spliced from 2 exons. NCBI's taxonomy places the organism in Eukaryota, Fungi, Ascomycota, Pichiomycetes, Serinales, Debaryomycetaceae. The record is from RefSeq and is a predicted model, not a curated record.